Exophiala aquamarina CBS 119918 is the source of this 1494-nucleotide messenger RNA. RefSeq lists its product as uncharacterized. Gene Ontology annotation, molecular function: oxidoreductase activity. NCBI's taxonomy places the organism in Eukaryota, Fungi, Ascomycota, Eurotiomycetes, Chaetothyriales, Herpotrichiellaceae. The transcript has a single exon. The record is from RefSeq and is a predicted model, not a curated record. The coding region runs from base 1 to 1494 and encodes 497 amino acids.
AUGCAUGAGAUCCCAAGAUCACAGGAAGGUGUUCACUUCACGGUGGACUCUUCUUCCACAUCAUAUGGCCUCCCAACUGUGGCUUACAAAAAGUCGAAUGUGACACUCAAUUCUACUAACGACUAUGAUGUGGUCGUUGUCGGGGCCGGUUACACAGGACUCAUUGCGGCCCGAAAUGUUUCUCGAAGUGGCAAAAGGGUCCUUCUCGUGGAAGGUCGAGACCGAAUUGGUGGAAGAACUUGGACUGUUGAUCUUUGGGGAAACAAAUUCGAGAUGGGCGGUGAAUGGGUUCAUUGGGCACAACCAAACGUCUGGGCAGAACUCACAGAUUACGGCUUAACCAAACCUGACGACUUUCUGCAAACCUCUGGAAGUGCCGAACCAGAAUUUUGCAGUAUGAGCAUGCCAAACUCAGAGGGGAGCAAAGAAUAUUCCACUUCCUUCCUCGAUAAGGCCUCCCUUGUUCAGAGCCUUGAUAGGACCACGAAAGCGUUUUUCGACGUGGAUGGUCAGGGAGGAGCAACGAUAUUUCCCUUUCCGUACACGCCUCUAGCCAACCUUGAAGCUAUCGAGAAGUACGAUUCUCUCACAGUCGGAGACAGAAUCAACCAACUCAGUGGGUUCACGAAGGAAGAACUUGAUUUCUUGUUUUCCAACCUUGUCGUUUUCGGGAACAUUCCACCAAUGGAAGCAGGGUUCUUAAAUAUUCUUCACUAUUAUGCUCUUGCUGGCUACGACUGGGAUAGGCUCAUGCAGGCUUCCGAUCGUUAUAAACUCAAGAUCGGACAUUCUGGUUUCGCAAAUCUCGUCUUCGCAGAUAUAGCUGGAGAUGCGGUCUUCAGCGAUCCCAUUAAAGCCGUCACUCACCAACCUGGAUCCGUGGUUACGACCCUACAAUCAGGAGCCACAAUCCGAUCAAAGCAUGUAAUAUGUACGCUACCACUACACUGUUUGAGCGAAGUAGACUUCCAGCCGCCUUUGCCAACUCCCUUCAGUAAAGUUCGCCAUCCAAACUUUGGUGGAAAAGUCCACAUCCACGUGGAUGCCAAAAUUCCGGCCUGGUGCGGAUUUGCUGACUCAGAUGCCCCAGUUGACGCUCUCUUGACAGAUAGAUACUCUUCACGCGAAGGGACCUAUCUUGCAGGCUUUCCUGGAGGUAAUCCAUGGCGACAAGGUAGAAAUGUGGUCGGGGAUCCAAGUGAAUUCCUACAGGCAACUUUCAAGUCAUGCUACCCAUCAAAAUGGUCCGGGAAACCUACCGAUAUGUUGUGGCACGACUGGAACACUGACCCUUUCUCAAGAGGGCAAUGGGGCGCAUGGGGAGCCGGGCAGAUCUCUACAAGCUUCAAAUCACUUACAGAAGCGGCCUACGUUAGUCGAGAAAUCGUCUUAGCCAAUGCCGAUUGGGCUCAUGGUUGGACAGGUUUCGUCGAUGGAGCUGUUGAGGAGGGAAAGCGUGCAGCGAGUCAGGUUCUAUCGUACUUAAAGGGAUAA